GUCACCCGUGUCGCCUAGAGGGAUGCUGUACCAAAUCCCUGCCUCCCCGGAGGACGAUGAGCGGGACGAGUAUAUCGAGGAGGAGGUGUACGAGAAUGACUUUACGUUCCGGGCGGUCUUUGUUGGUUUGCUUGUUGGGGUUGUGCUUUGUAUGACCAACGUCUACUUCGGCCUGCAGACCGGUUGGGUAUCCAUGAUGUCCCUCCAGUCCGCCCUGCUGGGGUUCGCAAUCUUCAAGGCGAUCCCGCGUGUCCUCCCCCGGCUCAAGAUCAAGCCUUUCACACCCCAGGAGAACGUCAUCCUCCAGACGGUGGCGGUCGCGACGGGGACGAUGCCCCUCGCGGCGGGACUGGUGGGCAUCAUCCCAGCGCUGGAGAUGAUGAGCGAGACGAUGGACGGGAGAGGACCGGUGGUCCUGGGAGCGGCGGGACUGAUCAUGUGGUGCAUGGCCGUGGCGUUCUUCGGUGUGUUUCUCGCUGCACCACUCAGGAGGCAGGUGAUCAUCAAGGAGAAGCUUGUCUUCCCUUCUGGAAGUAUGUCCCUCAUCAUUACCAUCGUCCUCAUCGAUCUCAUCAUUCUCGUCAUGAGCCCUGCUGAGCCUGCCACCGCCCAACUCAUCGCUCUGCUACACAAGAUACCUCCUCCGGGCGAGGCCCUCGGCACGGGCGUAUCCCGGGCAUACCGUCGUCUCCCUCGGGCGUCUCGCUCAGUGUCCCCACCGGGAGAGGAGGAGCGCGAUGCAGCCGCAUCCGCCGAGGACAGGAAGGACGCAGAGGUCAUGACCGUCGCUGGAUGGUGGGCACUCGGAUGGACAUUUGCGGCCAGCGGUAUCCUCACGUUCAUCAGCUUCUUGUUCCCCAUCAUCUACGCCUUGCCUUUGUUCGAUGUCCUCGGCCUCCCAUUUGGCACAAGCCUCGCAGCGCAAUGGAUGUGGUGGUUCACCCCGUCGUUGUCGUACGUUGGACAAGGCGUCAUUAUGGGCUUCCCCGUGACGAUCUCGAUGAACCUGGGCAUGCUCGUCGGCUGGGCCGUGCUUUCGCCACUGUCAAAGCACAUCGGCUGGGCUCCUGGUCCCGUCUCAUCAUCCACAACAGGCGCGCGGGGCUGGAUACUCUGGGUUGCUCUCGCCAUCAUGAUUGCCGAGUCUGUCAUCUCUCUACUGCCCAUCAUCAUAUCCUACACCACCACGCUGCUGCGUCACCAUCGGCAGCGAUCCCGUUCCAAGGUCUUCCAACCCGUAUCCCCCCGCGAGGCCAACACGGCCGACGACGACUACUUUGACCCCACAGACGAGGACGAGGACGAUCCCGAGAUCGAGCCGCCGGAGCGCCUCGUGCCCAUGAGCUGGGUGUGGUCCGGUCUGGCCGUCAGCGGCGUGCUGGGCGUCGUACUUGUGUGGAUGGUGUUUGGCGCGGAUGGGAUUCAUCCAUGGGCGACGGCGGUGGGACUGGUGUUGGCCAGUGCGCUGAGUCUGAUUGGCGUGAGAGCGCUAGGAGAGACGGAUCUGAACCCGGUAUCUGGCAUUGGCAAGAUCAGUCAACUCCUAUUCGCCGUUUUGCAGCCGGGCAACGUCGUCGCCAACAUCAUCGCUGGCGGAGUCGCCGAAGCUGGCGCCCAGCAAGCCGGCGACCUCAUGCAGGAUCUCAAGACUGGCCACCUCCUCCGUGCCUCGCCUCGCUCCCAAUUCUACGGCCAGCUCAUCGGUUCCUUUGCCAGCGUCUUCGUCUCCACCGCUGGCUACAAGUUCUACACUUCCGUCUACCAGAUCCCCGGACCUCAAUUCGCGGUACCCUCCGCUGGGAUCUGGCUAAAUCUUGCUCGACUGCUCAACAAGGGUCAUCUACCCGAUCACGUCGUCCCCUUCAUGCUGGCUUUUGGCAUCCUCUUUGGGGCUCUGUCAUUCAUCAAGGCGUUCCACACCCGUCUGCCCGCUUCCCCAAGUAGGGACAAGUGGAUCAGAUACAUCCCUUCCGGUAUAGCCUUCGCGGUGGGUUUCCUCAACUCGCCGAGCUUCUCCAUCGCCCGACUCAUCGGCGGGUACAUCGCCUACCGGACCGCAAAAUCCACCACGACAGGGGAGACUCCCCUACUCGCUAUUGUCGCCGCAAGCGGUUUCGUCCUCGGUGAAGGCGUCGUCAGUAUCGUGACUCUCGGUCUGACCAGUGCGGGAUACGGCGCAGUCAGCUGCUUUGGAUGCGGUCUCGGAGGAGGCGGAUACUGCUCGGGAGGGUGCACC
Molecule: messenger RNA, 2236 nt
Organism: Saitozyma sp. JCM 24511
Lineage: Eukaryota; Fungi; Basidiomycota; Tremellomycetes; Tremellales; Trimorphomycetaceae
Source: the annotation of a GenBank genome assembly